AUGAACGGUGACAGCUAUUCUUCCCGAGAUGGGCGCAGGGGACGAGAUUAUCCUCCUAGAGGAGAAAGAGGUGAUAGAGACGAUCGUCGAGACCGACACCGUGACCGCGACCGCAGACGAUCUCGCUCACCCGAGCACCGAAGCCAUCGACGAGGUGAAGGCGAUGUCGAUGCCUACUCGUCCAGCCGAAACCACCGCGAUCGUGAGCGUGAAGACAGAUACUCGGGCCGCGAAAGACGAGGUGGCGAUCGUGAGUGGGAUCGUGAUCGAGGAUCAUCCCGUCGAGAUGCCAGACGCGACGACGAUGAGCGGCCUAACAGGCGAGACCGAGAUCCCUACGAAGACCGUCGUCGCGGUGGAAGAGAUCGACGUGAGGACAGAUUUCCAGCACAGCAGGAGCGCCGUAGCGCGAGCCCACCACCUAAGAAGCGAGAACCAACUCCAGAUCUUACCAACAUCGUACCUGUCCUUGAUCGCAAGCGUCGCCUGACUCAGUGGGACAUCAAGCCUCCAGGUUACGAAAAUGUUACAGCUGAACAGGCCAAGCUGUCUGGCAUGUUCCCUCUUCCCGGCGCUCCUCGGCAACAGCCAAUGGACCCGAGCAAACUACAGGCGUUUAUGAACCAGCCUGGUGGGCAAGUCACGAGCGCUGGACUGAAAGCCAAUAACUCUCGCCAGUCAAAGCGACUGUUGGUUUCAAGAAUCCCCUCAGGCACAAGCGAAGAGGCCCUCAUGUCUUUCUUCAACCUCCAGCUGAAUGGAUUGAAUGUCAUCGACACCACAGACCCUUGCGUCCUGUGCCAGUUCUCCAACGACCGGUCAUUUGCCGUCAUCGAGUUCAAAGACGCACCUGAGGCAACAGUUGCUCUGGCAAUGGAUGGAAUAUCUAUGGAAGCCAGCGAUGCAUCGAAUGGUACGGAUGGAGGUCACCGUGGCCUUGAAAUUCGCCGGCCCCGUGACUACGUAGUGCCUGCAGUAACUGAGGAAGUCUCCUAUGAUUCCGAGGUCGUCUCGAACAUCGUUCCGGACACUGUCAACAAGCUCAGCAUCACCAAUAUCCCCACCUUCUUGACAGAAGAGCAGAUUAUUGAACUACUGGCUAGCUUUGGCAAACCCAAGGCUUUUUCUCUUGUCAAGGACAGAGGGACAGAAGAGUCCAGAGGUAUCGCAUUUGCAGAGUACCAAGACCCCGCCGCCUCCAAUCCAACUGCGCUUGACACACUCAACGGGAUGGAAAUUGGAGGCAAGAAGCUCAAAGUUAGCAAGGCCAGUAUCGGUCCUACACAAGUCGCCAACUUCGACGUGGGUAUUACCGCUAUCAGUGGUCUUGCUUCUCAGACUGCCAAUGAGGUUGAAAGCAGUCGAGUGCUUCAGCUUCUAAACAUGGUGACUGCUGAAGAGCUGUUGGACAAUGACGACUACGAAGAAAUUUGCGAAGACGUUAGGGAAGAAUGCUCCAAGUUUGGUAAAAUCCUUGAUGUCAAGGUUCCUCGACCCACUGGUGGCAGUCGACAAUCCGCUGGUGUAGGCAAGAUCUUUGUCAAGUACGAGAGAGCCGAAGAUACAGCAAAGGCUCUGCAAGCUCUUGCAGGACGUAAGUUUGCUGACAGAACUGUCGUGACAACAUAUUUCCCAGAGGAAAACUUCGACGUUGGAGCGUGGUAA
This is a messenger RNA of Fusarium mangiferae, 1665 nucleotides long. RefSeq lists its product as uncharacterized. The coding region runs from base 1 to 1665 and encodes 554 amino acids. Gene Ontology annotation, biological process: mRNA processing. Gene Ontology annotation, cellular component: commitment complex; nuclear speck; U2-type prespliceosome. Gene Ontology annotation, molecular function: poly-pyrimidine tract binding; pre-mRNA 3'-splice site binding. The transcript is spliced from 6 exons. NCBI's taxonomy places the organism in Eukaryota, Fungi, Ascomycota, Sordariomycetes, Hypocreales, Nectriaceae. The record is from RefSeq and is a predicted model, not a curated record.